This is a messenger RNA of Neurospora tetraspora, 3281 nucleotides long. Its product is annotated as fungal-specific transcription factor domain-containing protein. Gene Ontology annotation, cellular component: nucleus. Gene Ontology annotation, molecular function: zinc ion binding; DNA-binding transcription factor activity, RNA polymerase II-specific; sequence-specific DNA binding. NCBI's taxonomy places the organism in Eukaryota, Fungi, Ascomycota, Sordariomycetes, Sordariales, Sordariaceae. The transcript is spliced from 2 exons. Bases 89 to 3082 code for a protein of 997 amino acids. The record is from RefSeq and is a predicted model, not a curated record. Gene Ontology annotation, biological process: positive regulation of transcription by RNA polymerase II; DNA-templated transcription.
UGGUGACCUCCGACUUAUCUGGCCUGCAAUAUCUCGAGGACCACCACUUGCGCCAUCAUCCGAGGAUUGCUUCACAGGACCCUCCAUCAUGUCCAAUAAUCAGCAGAAUGCUUUAUAUAAUUCCUAUUACGACAAUGUGCCGCCCACCACCACUCGCGUUUCCCUGCCCUCGUACCCCUCUCAGCAGAUAAACACCCAGCAGUAUCACCAGACUGCUCAACAGGUCCAGCAGGUCCAGCCAGUUCACUUGCAACAAUUCCAACAGCCUCAGGUCCAACAGCCUCUGAUUCAACAACAGCAGGCUUACGCUUCUCGCUCUCAGUCGUCCCAGUCCACUCCCCAGCAGCAACAGUAUGGAGGCCAAGGACAAGGCCAGCUUGACCAACAACAGGUGCAAGUAGACCAACAACCACAGCAACCACAGCAACAGCAGGAACAACCACAAGAAUCCCAAGAGCAAACCCCGGAUGAGCCCUCUGAGGACAGACCUGCCAAGAAGAAGCAGAGAAUCUCGCGUGCUUGUGAUGCCUGCCAUGGCCGCCGUCAAAAGUGCCAGGGUUUCCAGCCAUGCGCAAACUGCAUCAAGAAAGGAGUAGAGUGCACCUACAACAACCCCUACUACAGAGGCCGCGCAAGGACUCCUCCUCCGCCUCCCAGUGAUCCCACCACCCGUAACUUUGCCCGUACUACAGACAUCCGCGGGAAGGAGAUACGCGAGCGAAGCUGGGUCAAGCGAGCCUGCGAUACAUGUCGGGAUGGACGCCAUCCCUGUUCAGGCACUCUGCCCUGCGAGAGAUGCUUCAGCAUGAGGCAGGAGUGCACCUACAAGAAGCGCAAUAGUCGUAACCGAUACGAGGAUCUUCCGAACCCGGAACUGAGAGGUCCCUAUCAAAAGGCCGGUGAUUAUUUCCCGGGGCCUGAUGAUCUGCCACAGCCUGUUGUUAAUGAUGAGGGCCAGGAGAACGCGGGGGAUGAUGCCGAGGGACAGGCUAUGAGAGACGACAUUGCUCGCCACGGCGGCCCUGGACAGGACUACCUGAGCCUCAAACUGGAUCACCGCUACGGAGAUGAGGGCACUCCGCCUCUUGUCUUUCUUCAUGCGGCUUGGAAAAGGCUUGCCCAGGUCCAGCGGAAUACUCAGCUUCCUGUCGAUCAGCCCUGGGACCGUUCGACAACCGCUCGGUUCCCACCCAAUCGAGAGCGGUGGUACCAACAACAGGACCACUUCUUCAGGAGCUGGAAUGGUACCUUCCAUUUCCUCCACCGUCAUACUGUGCGGAAGUGGUUGGAGCAAGUCGAAAAGAACUUCGUGGCUCGUCAGGAGUUGUGGUGUGGUGUAGGCCAUGCCCGUGCCGCCAUUGCCCUCAUGACCAUGGCUCUUGGCUCACUCUUCAAGGACGCCCCAAAGACGUGGGUGCGCAUAAACAAAAAAACCGGCAAGGUGAUGAAGACCAGGAAAAUGCCUCCUCCAGACGACUAUAUCUGGUCUCCCGGAUACGGCGAUUCAUUGCUGAAUACCGCCCUGAGUCUCACAGAUGCCGAGACUGGCGAUCCGAAAUUGGACUCUGUCCAGGCUCGCCUCUUGCAGGACUUGUACCUCUUGAGCACAUGUCGCUUGAACAAAGCUUGGUAUACCUUUGGCAAUACACUUCAGAUGAUUACGGGCCUCGGUCUUCAUCGCCGUUUAGGUAAAAACCGUGGACUUGGUCGCGAUAUCACCAAAAGACCGGACUAUGCCAAGAUCCAGUGUGAGCGGCGAACGUUUUGGACGGCUUACAUCAUCGACAAGCAACUCAGCAUGGUCUUUGGACGACCCAGUCACUUCCGUGACGAUUUCAUCGAUCAGGAGCUUCCAGAUGCUGUCAAUGAUGAGGACAUGGGACCCACUGGCCCUGUCCGAGCACACAAGGGGGAUUGCUACAUGGAAGCACUGGUCUCCCACGCCAAGUUGAACAAGCUCAUCGACAAGCUCCUCCACGAAGUAUACUCCCUUCGAGAGAUCCCCGACCAACAAAGGAUCGAUAGCGCCCUGCGCAUCGGCAAAGAGGUCCAGAGGUGGAGGGACGAGCUUCCAUACCUUCUCAGAAACCUCAAGCCGACCUUACUCCUACCCCUUUUCCAGAGGCAAAUGGUUCUCAUCAGGAUAGCUCACUGUCACGCCACCAUGCUUGCCUGCCGGCCCUUUAUCACCGCGCCCUACCCUCAAUCAGGCGAACUGAAGGAAGCUACCGACAAUGCCAUCCGCGACUGUGUUGACUCAGCCCGAAUUGCCCUUAGUGUCGUCACCGGCCUCAUUCGCACAGAGGACAAUGCGCAAUUCAUGACGCUCUGGUACCCUCACCAAGUUGCCUACUGCGCCGCCGUCGUUCUAAUCAUCCUCCCACACAUUCGCGAGCGCCAGAGGUUGUUUGGCGGUCCUCACUACCGCGGCCAUGAAGUGAUGGACGGCAAGCUGCACAAGCUAGUGGAAAGAGGCAUCAAGAUGUUGGCAUCCGAUACGAGUCCCUAUUCACCCGCCCGCAAGUGGGCCAUUAUCCUGGAGGAAUUGAAGAAGGAGGUGACGCGUCAGACUGGGCAUGUUUUCCCGGGCCAGGCAAGCAGUGGUAAAAAGAAAGCUGCAAAUGACGAUGACACCCCAGCGGAUGGGGAGGAGAAUGGGGAGGAGGAGGGGGAGGAGGAGGAGGAGGAGGAAGAGGCUGAGAAUGAAGUUGAGGGCGCUACUGAUGGUCCGUCACCGAAUGAUCAGUUGCUGGAGGAUGCCCUUCGCGCUCAUUGGGCGGCCGAAAUGAUCGGAUCAGUGCAGGACCAAGCGGAAGAUCAGGAGGGGGAGGCCGCGACGCCUGGGUUUACGAGGAGGCUUUGGGAUAACUGGACGUUUACGGAUUGGGCAGAUAUUGACUCUGCGGCCUUCGGACCUAUUGCCGAUUUUGCUGAAGAUCCAGCUCCAGCUCCAGUUCCCGUUGCCGCUCCAGCUCCAACUCCAACUCCAACUCCAACUCCAACUCCAGCCCCCGUUGCAGCUCCCGCUCCGACACCAGCGCCAGCGCUGGCUCAAUCUCCUGCGGUUUUCGCACCCGUUUGAGACCUGUCCAAACUCCAUAUCCAUACACGAUGUACAGUUCCCAAUCCCGUUUUAUACAAGCUUUGUAAUGAUGCGUUCUUGCCUUUCCCAUUGUUCCCUAUCGACUGUCGGCGCUUCCAGAGCUUGGUGAGGGAGACCCGCGGGAUGAUUGCGCCAGCGCAUUCACUUCGGCCUGCAGGCUGCCAAUCCGGCCCAAUAU